UCUUUUUUAGUCGGCAGUCAGAGGGAUCACACAGCAACUCUGCUGGAAUUUUUGUUUUUACUGAAAUUGCUUUGCUUGCUAAUAGCGGAUGUCACUCAUCGUGCCUGCUUUGAGUGUCGGAACGAAAAGAUCUUUCAUUUUGUAUCACACGGAAUUUGUGAGACCCAAGAGCAAAAUCUAUACCCAAACAAGCGUAACGUUAGCAACAGGAAGACAAUAACACAUGUGCAUUAGUCUGUCUUACAGACGCGCAGACUAUGUUUAAAAACACGUUUCAAAGUGGGUUUUUAUCCAUAUUAUAUAGCAUUGGAAGCAAACCUCUUCAGAUAUGGGAUAAAAAGGUCAGAAACGGCCACAUCAAGCGCAUUACAGACAACGACAUCCAGUCGCUCGUGCUGGAAGUGGAGGGAACCAAUGUGAGCACCACCUACAUCACCUGUCCAGCCGAUCCCAAGAAGACCCUGGGCAUCAAGCUGCCGUUCUUAGUCAUGAUCAUCAAAAACCUGAAGAAGUACUUCACCUUCGAGGUCCAGGUCCUGGAUGAUAAGAACGUGAGGCGGCGGUUCCGAGCCAGCAACUACCAGAGCACCACCCGGGUCAAGCCCUUCAUCUGCACCAUGCCCAUGAGGCUGGAUGAUGGAUGGAACCAGAUCCAGUUCAACCUGUCUGACUUCACCCGCCGCGCCUACGGAACCAACUACAUCGAGACUCUCCGUGUGCAGAUCCAUGCUAACUGCCGCAUCAGGAGGGUGUAUUUCUCCGACAGACUGUACUCGGAGGAUGAGCUGCCUGCAGAGUUCAAGCUGUACCUGCCUGUUCAGAACAAGGCCAAGCAAUAGCAAUGCAGGACCUUACCACUCUAUUCCAGAUGUGAAAUUGUGUUGCAGAUUCUCUUAAUGAAAAAGUAUGAUGCAUUUGUUGGUUGUGCUGUUGUUGCUUUUCUUUGUUAUUUUGGAACCAUGUGUAUUUUUUUCCAAAUCUAUAUUUCUGUUUAUUCUGCACAAUAAAACAUUUUAUACAC
This is a messenger RNA of Osmerus eperlanus (European smelt), 1021 nucleotides long. RefSeq names its product cilia and flagella associated protein 20 (gene cfap20). The record is from RefSeq and is a predicted model, not a curated record. The coding region runs from base 258 to 839 and encodes 193 amino acids. Gene Ontology annotation, biological process: cilium assembly; positive regulation of cell motility; regulation of cilium beat frequency involved in ciliary motility. NCBI's taxonomy places the organism in Eukaryota, Metazoa, Chordata, Actinopteri, Osmeriformes, Osmeridae. The transcript is spliced from 6 exons. Gene Ontology annotation, cellular component: motile cilium; ciliary basal body.